Molecule: messenger RNA, 3022 nt
Organism: Pseudophryne corroboree (corroboree frog)
Lineage: Eukaryota; Metazoa; Chordata; Amphibia; Anura; Myobatrachidae
Gene: TNFAIP6
Product: TNF alpha induced protein 6
Exons: 6
Coding region: 189-1010 (273 amino acids)
Biological process (GO): cell adhesion; negative regulation of inflammatory response
Molecular function (GO): hyaluronic acid binding
Source: RefSeq, a predicted model, not a curated record
UCAUUCUAAUUGUGAAAUACUACAGCUGUACGUUUAAUUGGAGCAAACUCACUAAACUCACAGUAAGCAGGAAAAAAAAAAAAAAAAAGAUCUUGCUUUAAAAGAUCUGGUGACCAGAUGUUUAAAAAGGGCUCCGUGAGAUGCAAGAGUAGUUUCCUUGGAAGAAAUCCCUCUUAAAUAGCUGAAACAUGAAAAAAUUGAUAUUCUUCAUUUUGAUAGCCUUGCACUUGGAUGAAACGUUUGAAUGGGGAAUCAGGAACGGAAUAUUCCACAAUUCAAUCUGGCUAGAACAAGCAGCUGGAGUUUAUCAUCGAGAAUCACGGAGUGGAAAAUACCAGCUUACCUACAGAGAGGCCAGGGCGGUCUGUGAAUAUGAAGGCGGGCAGCUGGCCACUUAUGAUCAACUGGAGGAGGCGAGGAAAAUAGGGUUCCAUGUAUGCGCUGCAGGAUGGCUGCAGAAAGGAAGAGUUGGGUAUCCCAUAGUAAAACCUACAUUCAACUGUGGAUUUGGGAAAAAAGGCAUCAUUGAUUAUGGCUACCGGUUAAAUAAGAGUGAAAGAUGGGAUGCCUACUGCUAUAAUCCUCACGCAAAGGAGUGCGGUGGAGUGUUUACUGAGCAAGAGAGGAUUAUUAAAUCCCCAGGAUAUCCUGAUGAAUAUGAAAAUGAGCAAAUCUGCUAUUGGCAUAUACGAGUCAACAUUGGCCAGCCGAUUCUCCUGCAGUUCUUAGAGAUGGAUAUUGAGGAAGACACUGACUGUCUGUCUGACUACUUAGAAGUAUAUGACAGCUAUGAUGAUUUUCAUGGUUUAGUAGGAAGGUUUUGUGGAGACAUGCUUCCUGAUGACAUCAUCAGUACAGGAAAUGUUAUGACUUUGAAAUUUUUGUCAGACGGUUCCAUCACCGGAGGAGGAUUUCAACUCAAAUAUACUGCUCUAAGCCCACCCUCGAAAUAUGACCCUGAAAUAGACACAAACUUGACGUCUGAAGCAAACCCUGAUUUUUUACAUUAAAGUGCUUUAAUGAAUUAACGGAAUGCUUGUUUAUGACCAAAGAAGCAAAUGAAAUUAAUUUGGUGGUGAUUCAUCUGUCUUCACUGUGCGUAAUGCAGAUUGUUCUGGGCAAAGCUCCAACUGACUUAAAUGGGAGAUGAAUGGAACACUUAACAUGCGACAGACGAUGAUAGAUUACUUCUUAGACUUUCCAUGUAAUGUACUAAAGUUAUGUUGAUUUAUCAUCAGAAAGAUGAUAGCUGGACAGUUGGACAUGCACAGGCCUGUUAAGUGUAAUGUUUUGCUGCGUACUUUUAACUUUUCCAACCAACAUGUCUGAAAAAUGUCAAGUUCACCUUAUUCCUAAAUAAGGAAUAAUUUACGCCAGGGACUACUAGAAUUGAGGAUUCUGUAUUACCUUGAUUUAGCAUAACCACAAAUGUUGCUACCACUCCAUAAAUAGACCUGGCUGGAAACCAUCUAAUUUAAUUACCAGCAAUUAAUUAAUUCCUGGGUAUGCUAAUCACGCACCGUGAUACUCGUCCACAUGAUAAUUAUAUUAUUAUUAUUAUUAUUAUUAUUAUUAUUAUAUUAAUCAUUACCAUUGGAACAAAUGUACUGCUCCCUCCCUGCACUGAUCUGCUCCAUCACCUCUUGUCUGUUUACUAUUAGAGCUGUAUUAUAUGUAAUGCCAAAAUACUACAUAUUGUGCCUCUCUGCAAAAAAACUUUCAGGUCACUAUGGUAAAAUGGUACAAUUGUACCUAUAAUUGCACUUUUCCUAUGGAGGUGCCUGGAAUGUGUGAAAGGAAUCCCAUUGAAAGUUUAGGCCAUUGUCUGAUCAUUGGCCCAUUGAAAGUGGUGUAAAAAUUGUCACUUUGCCAGAGGAAGGCGGCUCUGUGGUUCUCCACUAACCCAAGAACAGUGCUGUAAAUGCACACUUUCAAUCCCAUAAAACUCAUUUAUUUCGGUCUUUCCUCAACAUAAAAUUUUAUUUAGGGCGGGAUGUAUCAAGCAUCGCAUUUUAAAUGCGAUACACUGCCGUACAAUGUACAAUCUCAAUUAAAAUUGCAAAGGGCAGUUUUUUGAUAAGAGCUGUCUUUGCAACGAGAGGACUUUUGGGUUUAUGAUCCAGGAGUCUUUUUGUAAAUGCACAGCUGUCGGCACACUUGGGAACUAUGCAAAUAUUAGCCCAUAAUAAUCCUAUCUGGCGCAAGCUCCAGAAAGAUUUGCUAAGCUUUGGAUUUAUGGUAAAUGCAUCCAAAUGGAAGUAAAUAAAAGUGACUAGCCUUUAUUCAGUAAAGAACACGAGACAGAUCCUUCCAUCUUGAGAUACAAUGCUAAGCAAUACACAGGCACUUUCAAGUACAUCUGUUUUUCCAACCAUCUAACAUACUUGCACUGUUGAUGAGAUGCACUCUUUAGUCUAUGCUGUCUGCAGAAAUCAUGCAUUCUAUGCAGUCCUAGGGCAGGCACAUGAGCCCUACACUUCAUAGAUGCUACCAGCCUCCUUAUUUCUUACCUGUGAGGGGUACUACAGUGAAAUCACUGAAUAAAUUACACUACGUUGGCAAAAUUAUAUUUUAUUAUAGCUGUAUUAUACUAAUUCAGUGCUUGGCACUCUACUGGACUACCACCUUCUUCUAGUCGCAGUAUUAGCCCUGUGCACAUACUAGCCGGUAGCCAAUCCGUUAUCAUUUGAAGAAUGCAGAUAUUUUUUGAAAAUCCGGUACAGUUAUCUGGAACACCAUAAAUAAGUGUGUACAGGUAUCAAAUGAAUGAUUGUGCUUGGUAAAAUGCAUCUGCUGUCCUACCAAAUAGUUUCACUGGUUUAUCUGUUUUAAUCUGUCAUCCAGAUUUCUCAGAUUAUCCAAUCUGAAGUUUUUUCCAUGUUUUAAUAUGUCAAAUACAGGAAAAGGCAAAAUACCACAUAGCACAUUAUUUAAGACAACGUUCAUUUAGAAUAUGAAUAAUUACAUUUAUUAUUUUCACCCCUGAAUUUGAAAGGGCAAUACUAAUAUAUUCGAAACAAAA